Diaporthe batatas is the source of this 4950-nucleotide messenger RNA. RefSeq lists its product as uncharacterized. Bases 1228 to 3183 code for a protein of 651 amino acids. Gene Ontology annotation, biological process: negative regulation of rDNA heterochromatin formation; negative regulation of silent mating-type cassette heterochromatin formation. Lineage: Eukaryota; Fungi; Ascomycota; Sordariomycetes; Diaporthales; Diaporthaceae. Gene Ontology annotation, cellular component: Rpd3L-Expanded complex; Rpd3L complex. The transcript is spliced from 4 exons. The record is from RefSeq and is a predicted model, not a curated record.
GUUGAGCACUGAGCACUGGGCAGCAUUUACACAGUCUGGCAGUAGGCUAUCCACAUGCCUGGAAUUAUUGUUCGUGGUCAAACUCGACUGCCUGGUUGCCGACUGCACUGUUGAUACGAGGGGUUGUGAUGAAUCCAUCCAUCCCCAUACCACGCCGUACCAGGCCAGCGGCCCGCCCUGGCCGUUACCCGUCGGGGCCCGUUCUCCUCUGUCAUCGGCUCACUGACCUCACACGCCUGGCCGAUCGACCGUGCAAUCAAUCAUCGGCCCAUCUCACAACUCACCUUCUCCUCUCCCAGAACAACGAGGUUCGCAACAAUAUCGACAGCACUGCUCGCGCCGGCCUGCAACGAGUACAUAUCAACGCACCCAAUACUCCUCCGUCCCUUCAGAGCUCAUCCAUCUCCUUGUGUUCUCGUCUACUCGCCAAUGGCCCCCCACCCAAAGACAGGAGCUCCGACUUCUUUGGUGGGCGGGUUGCAACCUUGCACGUGCAGGUCACGGUGGUGAACAGGCAGUCCCAAAAUGCGCCUGUUAGGCCGAGACCCUGGUCCUCUGCCAUGGCUGCUGGCUGAGAGCGUGCUGCCUAGCAGACCCCGCCCACAUAUCCGGGCAGGUACCUACGUACCUACCUAGGUACGGACUGUGCAAUGCAGCAAGGGGCACCUCCGGCACAUAGCCCUUAGGCCCCAUGGGCUGCUUGGUGCUCUCCGGCGCUGCGCUGCGCUGCGCUGCGCUACCCUCUCACUCAGCAUUAUUGGGUUUGGAUUUUCCCACUCGUCCAUCUUCCGCUCCGGUCCCAGACCACCUCACCUACCAAACUUGGCUCUUUCUCCUCGUCCUGCUGCUCUGCCCAGCCCUUUCCGUGGUAGGCCGUCUUUGCUCCUCCCUGCAGUCUCCUCUCGGUCAUGGUUGUCUGCUUCGUCGAGCAGCAAACCUCCUUCGUUCCGUCCCUGCCUCCCUCGAACUAGAUCUCGACGCCACUUCCGCCUGCCACGAAGCUCGACUUCACCCACUACCCCCUCCCUCCUCGACAAUUGCCCUCGUCCUCACUGUUCUGCCAAGCUCCAGAACGGUCACUUUCCUCCCUCGGCUCUCAGUCCCCCACCAUCCCUCUACACACGGCUACCGGUCUUUCAUUGGAGAGGCCUUGGUCCAGCCACCUGCGCGUCGCACCAUCUGCCUCCUGCUUCGUGCCUCUCUCCCACACAGCCCUCGCGGCAAGCAAUGGCAGGGAACUCUCCACCGAGACGAAGUUCACGUGCAAGAACAGUACAGUCACAAUCGCAGUCGCAGGCGCAAUCUCAACAGUCCUCUACAUCGUCGAGUCUUUCGGGUCGCCCCGAGCGAAACACCAGAUCAGUCAACAAGACCGGCUCACCUCAGAAAUCCACACCCAGUCUCUCUGACGAGCCGCCCGACGAGUCCGUCGCGAGCACCGACGAUUUGCCCACCCGGCGCCGUCGCACUCGGGCCCAAGGACAAGAAGAGGAGCGCGACAAACAACUUCCACAUCGGGACACAAUCGAAAUGGCUGGCGAUCCAGACGAAAUGCUCGAAGAGGACGACGGCGCCGUCCGUUGCGUCUGUGGCUUCGACGACUACCCCGGCCCACCACCGGUGGAUGAUGACAAGAAGCAUGGUCCAAAAGAUUCAAUUGACGUCGAGCCGCUACUGCCAUCUGACAUUAACGAUGAUGUGGCAGGGCUGUUCGUGCAGUGUGAUGUCUGCAAUGUCUGGCAGCACGGUGCUUGCGUCGGAAUUAUGAGUGAGGACACAACACCUGAUGAGUACUACUGUGAGGAGUGCAGAAAAGACCUUCACAAGGUACACAUAGCCAGCAAUGGACAACGUUAUUCUCACUACUUUCCUAUCCUUCCUAACCACCGGAAGUCGACUACCCGCUCACGAUCUCCGAAGGACAAAGAUAGCAAAGAGAGGGAAACGAGAAGUGGUCGGCAGUCGUCGAUCACACAGGCAUCCAAGAGAAGAUCUACCAUGAACAGCAGGGACGCAGCUUAUGACGAGGAGGAGCAGCUUCGUCUGGCAAUUGAGGCCAGCAAGGAGGUUGUUGGCCAAGACGGUGCAAUUGAAAGUGCUAGUGGUAGCAGGAGAUCCAAGCGUGGCCGCGAUGACAGCGAAGAGAAACAAGACAUUGGCAAGAGGCAACGUACAAAGUCCAAGUCCCCGUCGCCAGCGGAAGACAACAAUGAACAGCCAGACGCCAUCGAGGAUUCCGAAGAAGCCUCAAACAACAGAAGUGGGUUGAAAAAGCCCCGUAACCUGGUGACUCGCAACCAGGGCCAGCACAAGGAGAAGGAACGGGAGGAACGGGAGCGACAAAGGGCUGAAGCAGCAAAAAAACGUAGCGGUCGGGCAGAACGCCGGCGAGCUGAUGGUAGCACACCCGUAUCUACGAUUCUUGUGAAGGGGUCGGAGGCUCAAGCGGAUACAGAUUCGGAUCCUUCGGAGGAAUUGCCAUUGGCAACUCGGACAGUAGCCAGCCGGUCGACAGGCGAGAAGGCGACGACGACGGCCCCAGCAACGGCAACAUCAACAGGUGGGGUUGAGAGUAAGGCAGAAACGACUUUCACAGUCGAGGCACCACCUUCGUCACAGCCGGCACCCGAUACACCUCCGACACACACGCCCGCCCAGAGCUCAUCGAAGCCCAAACGAGCCCCAGCCAAGAAAGGCAAGGGGAAGAACCAAUAUACCAAGGAUCGAGACAUACGCGACGAGACGUCUCCAGCGCGGUCUCAGUCAAGAGAUGUACAAGGACAUGAGACUGGACACGGACAUCAUGCCAAAUCUGGCGAGGCCUCACACAAGCCACACUCGCGGGCUAAGGGCGGAUUCAAUAGCAAGGUGUCGAUGACUGACAUGAAGCGCAAGGCCGGCGCAAUGCUAGACUACAUAUCCAGGACACAAGUCGAGAUGGCCGGAGAGGCGACCCCGCCGAAUAGCGACAGUCCUAAGCCUGUCGAAGGCGUGGCUCCACACACAGCCGGUAUUACCUCUCGUCCGGGACAGAAAAGGGCGUCGGAGCUCGCUAAUGGCGAAUCGGGAUCCAGCUCUCACCCAUUAGGAGAGCAGAGAGACUUCAAAGACCUUUCGUCCAUGGAGAUGAUGGCGCGUCUGUCGACCGACUUGAUCAAAUGGCAACAAGAGUUCGCCUCCUGAGCUCCCUGUUGUCCGAAUCCUAUUGGUACGCGAAGUGUCUGACGGGUUCGUUUUUGUUACUUGGGGUGGAGGGUCAGAUUUCCGGCAUUUUUAGUGGCGUCUGUUGGGAUGAGAUGGGAUCGAGAUGGUCUUGAUAUACGAAUUAUUGCAUAAUGUCGGCGUUCACACCCGAGGGCAUCCCACUGCGGUCUUUGCCGGUUUCUGGCAAGACAUGUUCAUAUGUCAAAAGUCAUGCACAUAUCACGAAGGAGUGAGACGACCAAGACUGCCGAUGCUCUUUGGCAGGAUGAACGCUGAUACCCACUCGUGAUGGGUUGAAAGCGCGUGGGAACUAUUCGAUGGGAUUUUGUCAUUGGCGGGUCGAAUCAAUUAGGCCCCCCCCCUUUUUCUUUUUUGAAGACGUAUAGUCACAGUCACAGACAUGUUGGCAGCAACCCUCAAGUAGCGUUGGUGAGGAAACUAUACAAGUCCCAGGAAUUACGAAAGUGACAGUGACCCGGAACCCAUCUAACGGGGUACGUCUGAUUAGAAAAUCUGUACUUUUACCUACCCCCAGCGCCGUGUUGGGAGCCAUUUCUGGCCAAGACGAUCCAGCAUGUAUCUUUUCAAGCUGCUCGCGACACCUGAGUAGAUCCAUGACGUUACCAACCUCAAGAGUCAAGACAUAUGAGCGCAUCAACGAGCGCAUCGCAAACUUUCUUGAUCAGCAGCACGGUCGAGGCACAAACGGCCCUGAUUUUUCCAGCAUUUUCAAUUACAUCCGUGGAGUAGCGAUGGAUCAACCAAAACUGAUCCUGUCCUGGCUUUUACCGCGCUGGAUAACAGGCGCAAAAGGGAGGUACAGGCGCAGGGAUCGAAGGAGGAACGGCUCCUAGUAUACUUCCCCUGACACCUAGGAGACUCAAAAUCAUAUCAUCGACCAAGACCACAGUGUCUCAUGAUGCCCCGCUCCAUGAACCCUUACCAUCAUUUGGUGCUGCUGCUGUCGCAUCGUCAAAUCAGGUCUACUUGGUCUGUUUCCCCCGCAACUUUCCACUACGAUCCGGCUGACUACUUAAGUAUGCUCUCCAGGUUGCGAUUCGCAUUCUCCCCCGCAGGCUCUUAGACCGGGUGGGGUGAAAUCUUGACCCCCUGGGACGCAUGCGAGCAGAAUAGGAUCCAUUUCAUCAGGCGCAUGCAGCCUGUUGAGAAUAUUCCAUCAAGGACCACAUCAGCGAGACAAAUACUAUCACGGCAGCCAUGGUUGCGCUCCCGCGUGUUGCGAAGGGCUGUCUGGGACCCCAACUUAACGAUGGGGGCCUGGAGGAGCGCCUCUACAGACUUCCCGACGACGACCUCGAGGCUACCAAGAAUCCACUUGUCGCCGAGGAGGCUUGCCGGGAGGAGUUGAGGCGCCUCGGGACACGCGCAGAUAGGGUAUCCACGUUCACUGCAGUGCAUCAAAAGAUGAUGAGUGCGAAUCCGCUGUCAUCAGGAUGGCUGUGCACAGAUGCAAGAUACAAUGAGUUUGUGGGCGAAACUUGGGCCACAGCAACAUGAACGAAGGCUGCGCUGUAGGGUUCAGCUUGUCGUAGGUGGAGAAUGAGAAAAGGGAAAGUUUUCAAGGAAUUAGAAGGCAAGGGGUCUUGGGCGCUUACCACCGUAUGAAGGUACCAUGUAUGUCCUCGGACGUAUACGGAAUAGAAGCGAAACCACAGAAGGACGAGACUUGGUCAAGUGAGCGGCACACUUAAAAAAGUGGAAAGGAUGUGUAGCAUCAACGUGACA